AUGUCAACCGACCAAGUGAUCGAAAUCGUCAUGGAUGAUAAAACGUACGAGGUGAACAAGAAGAAGCUGAUCGAAAAGAGCGACUACUUCCGGGCGCUUUACAACUCGGGGAUGCGGGAGUCCACGGAGGACUCGGUGCAGCUGCAGGGGCUCAGCGUCCCCGGCCUGGAGCUGGUACUCGAGUUCAUCAACACGUCCAAAGUGCAGGUCGUCAACGAGACACUCGAGGACCUGAUCCAGACGGCAUCUUUUUUGCAGGUCACCUCCAUGCUGAAGCUCCUGUCCUCGGAGAUCAGGCAGGAGAACUGCGUGGAGCUGUACAGCCUCUCGGAAAUCUACGGGACUCACGACCUGCGGAAGUCUUGCCUGUCGUACAUGAGCUGCUAUUACCACCCCAUGUUACGGCGGCCCGAGUUCCACAGUUUGCCCUCCAACGUGCGAGAACAGGUCAAAGACAUGCGCAUGAAAGGCACGGCGACUCUGGUGGCGAUCGGAGACUUCACCUGUCUGUCCCUGGAUGUGCCUGACCAGGACGAGCCCUGGUCCAUGCUGAGAUACGGGGAGGUGGAGCAGAGGUGGAAGCCGCUGGCAAACAACUUGCCACAGGAUAUGAUCAACGUCAGGGGAUAUGGUUCGGCUGUCCUGGACAACUACCUGUUCAUCGUCGGUGGCUACAGGAUGACCAGCCAGGAGAUCUCCGCGGCACACUGCUACAAUCCCUGCAGGAACGAAUGGAACCAGGUGGCUCCUCUGAACCAAAAGCGAUCCAACUUCAAACUGCUGGCAGUGCAAGGGAAGCUGUAUGCGGUGGGAGGCCAGUGUCUCGGGACAGUUGAGUGUUAUAGCCCAGAGCACGACUGGUGGACCUGCGUGUCAUCUAUGCCAGACCCACUGGCCGAGUUCUCUGCCUGCGAGUGCCAAGGCAUGAUCUACGUCAUGGGUGGAUACACCGCAAGAGACCGAAACACAAAUGUCCUUUGCUACUGCCCCACUUCUGACACAUGGACGGUGUACCGCUCCUGCUCAGCGCACGUCCGGAAGCAGCAGAUGCUCUCAGUGGAAGACACCAUCUACUUGGUGGGGGGAUACACCCACGAGCUGGAGCCGAGCCGGCGGCGGUCGGGCCAGACGGAGGACAUGCUGACGGUACAGUCCUACAACGUCUCCACGGGCGAGUGGCUCCAGCUAAAGGAGAACACGUCCAAGUCGGGCCUGAACCUGACCUGCACGCUGCACAAUGACGGCAUCUACAUCAUGAGCCGCGACGUCAGCCUGCCCACCAGUCUAGAGCACAGGGUCUUCCUCAAGUACAACAUCUUCACCGAUGCCUGGGAGGCCUUCAGACGCUUCCCGGCUCUGGGUCAGAACAUGCUGCUGUGCUCCCUUUACCUUCCCAACGUAUUCUGA
Messenger RNA from Lampris incognitus (smalleye Pacific opah), 1407 nucleotides. RefSeq names its product kelch-like family, member 42 (gene klhl42). Lineage: Eukaryota; Metazoa; Chordata; Actinopteri; Lampriformes; Lampridae. The transcript is spliced from 3 exons. The record is from RefSeq and is a predicted model, not a curated record. Bases 1 to 1407 code for a protein of 468 amino acids. Gene Ontology annotation, molecular function: protein binding.